AUGCCUUCCGUGGCAAAGCACACUCACACCGAAGCGAGCUUCACAACUCCAUGGCAAGAUCGCCUUGAAGGCGUAUGCCGCGAGUAUCAGAUCCAGUCACCAAUUUUUCAGAUUGUGUCCGAUCGCCGAGGAGGGCGAACGGCGUGGUCCAGCACAGUCACUGUCUACGGCAAACAAAUCCCGGCUCGGUUCUGGUACGACGGCAAGAACCUGAACAACGCCAAGGAGGACGCCGCCGAGGCUGCACUCAAUUGGAUGACAAACAAGUCCAUCAUCGCGACGGGUUGGUGA
Microdochium trichocladiopsis is the source of this 291-nucleotide messenger RNA. RefSeq lists its product as uncharacterized. The transcript is spliced from 3 exons. The record is from RefSeq and is a predicted model, not a curated record. Lineage: Eukaryota; Fungi; Ascomycota; Sordariomycetes; Xylariales; Microdochiaceae. Bases 1 to 291 code for a protein of 96 amino acids.